This is a messenger RNA of Aspergillus aculeatus ATCC 16872, 890 nucleotides long. RefSeq lists its product as uncharacterized. NCBI's taxonomy places the organism in Eukaryota, Fungi, Ascomycota, Eurotiomycetes, Eurotiales, Aspergillaceae. The transcript is spliced from 3 exons. The record is from RefSeq and is a predicted model, not a curated record. The coding region runs from base 225 to 494 and encodes 89 amino acids.
CAAGUUUCCGACUAUCUGCGAAGAAUUCGUUCCUCUGCUGUCAAUCUGUUCCGUCGGCAGCUUGUUUGUCGGCUUGGCCCACGCGGUGGAACAAGGCCAGAUUUUGUUCGAGACCUUGAAUAAGGCAAUUCUUUCCACGGUGGGUUGUUGGACGAUUUCGAAGCUGAAAAUCACGACUGGACUGGGAAUGGUCAUAUCAGCUCGCUUAGUGGGGAGACUACAUCAUGAAUCAGGGUCUAGACACGAUGUCGAUGAUCCAGGCUGCCCUCAUUGGUCAAACUUACGGCCUGCUCUCCGGGAGGCCCCAAGAUGUCAUCAUCGCACAAAGCUUCCACGGUACCCAUAUUGCAUGGGUCAGACAGUGCAGUAUGUUUCAAAUUAAGGGGGCCUCUGCCUAUGUCGAUUCUACCUCUGUUGUGAACGACCCAGAGAAUGCCUGGAAGAUAUGGCACAUCGCAGAGGAGCGAAACCGGUCAGUAUUUCGCGACUGUUAGGACAAUCCCACAAAAUUAACUGCCGUUUUGCUGUGAGAGAGUUGCCGCGGCGGUCUAUAUUCACGAUGUUGAGAUGUCUCAGCUGUUUCUGACCGAUACGUACUUGCGGCACUCGCUCUCCAACCUCCCAUUGAUCGCGAAUGACGACUUGUGGGCGGCUCCAACGGCCCAGGAAUGGGCAAUCCUGCUGAUGGCUUCUCGAUCUUCUGAGCCUGUGAGAGCCAUGAAUGGCACGACGCUUGAUUUUGCUCAUCCUAAGAGGCACUCACUACCGCAUGGGGCCGUCAUGACUGACUUCCAGGGAUAUGUGGAAUUGAUCCGGUUGCUGCAUCCGUACCCAUUGCCGUUUCGGGGGUCGAGAGUUGGCUUCUGAGCGGCAAUCCAUCGAAAACUGGC